AUGCAGCUAUUGAAAGAACCAAAUGGUAUUCCGAUGGACAUCGUUGAAGCACAGCCACUGAAGCUGGAUUCAAUCUACGAGAGAAUCCGCCACUUCGCCGCCGGCAACGCGGUGGUGAUCUUCACUAUCAGCGGCUGUUGCAUGUGCCACGUGGUGAAGCAGCUCCUCUUCGGCCUCGGCGUAGGCCCCACCAUCGUCGAGCUCGACCACGACACUGCCGGCCGAGAAAUUCAUGCUGUCCUCUACCACCUCGCCGGCGGCGAUCCAAAACACCAGCCUCUCCCUGCGGUCUUCAUCGGUGGCAAGUUCUUGGGUGGCAUCGAGACUGUCAUGGCCUGCCACAUCAACGGCACUCUCGUCCCCCUCCUCAAGGACGUUGGAGCUCUCUGGCUCUGA
Messenger RNA from Ilex paraguariensis (yerba mate), 396 nucleotides. Lineage: Eukaryota; Viridiplantae; Streptophyta; Magnoliopsida; Aquifoliales; Aquifoliaceae. The record is from the annotation of a GenBank genome assembly.